Molecule: messenger RNA, 456 nt
Organism: Porites lobata
Lineage: Eukaryota; Metazoa; Cnidaria; Anthozoa; Scleractinia; Poritidae
Source: the annotation of a GenBank genome assembly
AUGGCCCUUCCCUUCUUGCCAUUUCACGAGAUCGCACUGAUGUUCGUUCGACUGAGUGUACAGACCCAAGCACAGCCCAUUAUGGAUCUCGUCGACUACAUGAAACGCCAGUGGAUCGAGAACCCCGUCUUUACACCAAAGGACUGGAGCGUCUACAAACAACCAAUUCGUACCAACAACGACAUAGAAGGUUGGCAUAACGCCCUAAAUCGCAGAGCUGGUGGGCAAUGCAACCUGCCUUUAUAUUAUCUGAUUGAGCUACUAGACAGGGAGGCGAAACUCACAGCUCUCACCAUUAGGCUGGUCUCCGAGAGGAAAUUGAAGCGCAUGCAGCGUAAAACUUACAGACAUCUACAAGCCAAGUUGUUUGAAUACUGGGAGCAGUAUGACAACCGGCAGAAGACCCCCUCGCAGCUCCUCAAGGUCUGUUCACAUCUGAACGGCCCAGCACGUUAA